GUGUGACAAACUAAAACAAACAAACAACAAUAAACAGGAAGUGGAGACAGCGUCGCGGGGACCGGGGCAGUGUGAGUCCUCAGGCCGGGUUGAGAGCGUCUCUCUGGGGGUGUCUGGUGGAGCAGCUCGGGCCGGGCCGGACAUCAUGGCCGCUGAAGACGUCGCCUCCUCCCACAGUAUGAGGACGGAUUCUGCCGGAGAGUCGAAGCGGAGCUGCGGCUUCGUGCAGCCGGGAGGACACGGAGGCUCCGGGGACACUUGGAGGAGACACAUCGUCCGUCAGCUGAAGAACCGGGACCGGAACCAGAGCGACUCGUUCCAGGACCUGAUCCACUUCUACUCUCGGCUGUUGGAUAAAUCCAGUUGGACCAAUGGAAUCCUGAGCAGACGUCCCCUCACUGACAGCAGCUCUGUCUCGUCUCUACUGAACCAGAACGACCAACUGAAGAAAACAACAGGAGAGUUGGCCUUUCAGGUGCUGGAGCUGCAGCAGCAGAUCAAAAUCAAACUCCUUGUUCUGGACGAGCAGGAUUCCAGCCUCCUGGCGGAGCGCCGUCGAUUCUCAGGCGCGUUCGAUGUCCGUCAGGAGCUGCAGGGGCGGGCGGUGCAGGUUCAGGAGGAGAACGGGAAGUUGAAGAUGGAGUACGACGUCCUGCUGGAGCGACAGAGGGGGGCGGAGACAAGACUCCGGGAGGAAAAGGUCAGAGAGGAACACAUGCUGGAGGACAUGAUCCACCUGAAACAACAGGCCGCCGCCCGUAUGAACAGCCGCAAUGAACGCAGAUCCAGAGCUCGUGAAGCGAACCUCCAGAAAGAGCUGCAGAGCGCUGCAAGGUCAAAGGUCGCUAUCGACAGCUCGUCCAGCGCUCCCACGUCCAGGUCAACGUCCCCGAAGAACGAACACCAGGACAAGUCUGCAGAGCCAAGACACACCAGACUCUUCAGGUCGGCGUCAGCCACGUCCCCGAGGAUCCUCACCUCCAUCCGAGAACUGUUCAACAGGAAGAGGCGUGGUCACUCGGUCUGCAGUCAGGAGGAGGAUCAGAUGAGUCCUGUGGGAAUCUGUCUUUCAGCCAGAGUCCCUGCUAGAGCUCUGCAAGUACUGGAGGCCCAUGAGCAAGGCAUUAACACGGUGAGGUUCAGCUCCAGUUCAGACCUGCUGGCCACAGGAGGAACUGACCGAGUCAUCAAGCUGUGGGAGGUCAGAGCAGGCUCAUUGACCCACAGGGCGACUCUGGAGGGCAGCACAGAGGGGAUCACCUGUGUGGACUUCGACUCAGCGGGUUCUAGGAUCCUCGCGGCCUCAUACGAUAAGUCCGCCUUGUUGUGGCGGCUGGAUGACUCUGUCCCCAAGUUGACUCUGACAGGUCACAGCAGGAAGGUAACGGCAGCGAGGUUCAGUCCUUUACUUCAUCAGGUGGUGACAGGAAGUGCAGACAGAACCAUCAGACUGUGGGACCUGCACCGAGCCGCCUGUGUGCAGGUGGUGGACGUGGCGUCGUACUGCAGCGACCUGGUUUGUUCUGAGAACUUUAUCAUCAGUGGACACUACGACCGCAAGAUCAGGGUCUGGGACACAAGGGCGGUGAGCUGCGUUCAGGAACUUCCUGCUCAGGGUCGAGUCACCUCAUUGGACCUCAGCUCCGACCAUCGUCAGCUGCUCAGCUGCUGCCGUGACGACUGCCUCCAGCUGGUGGACCUGAGGAGGUGGAGCCACGAGCGCUCGAGCUUCAGAGCUGAAGGCUUCAAGUGUGGCAGCGACAGCACGAAGGCCGUCAUCAGAAAUGUUCUGUGCAGAACCGUGUCACGUUCUCUCUCUUCAGUCCAGACGGAUGUUUCCUGGCGGCUGGAUCAGCUGACGGCUCAGUUUACAUCUGGAACCUCUCCAGCGGCAGCCUGGAGACACGCCUCCCGGACAAACACAGCUCGUCCAUCAGCGCCGUGUCCUGGUCUCCGUCGGGGGAAUAUGUCGUCAGCGUGGACAAGAGCAGGCGGGCCGUCCUCUGGAGCGACAUCUGAAUCGGCCAAUCUGGGAGGAGGUCACAUGGUCACGGCACCAGCGCUCAGGACACGUGUCCCCUGAACGAGCUCCUGAAUGUUCCAGCAACAUUUAGGUUUUUUAAAAAUGAAGUUGAUUUGAUAAAAGGUUAAUGAAGAAAAUGAACAAAUGUAAAAGGGAACAAAGAGAAGUUUAUGAGUUUGAAUCACGAUUUCAGAUGCUCAUCAACUUCAACUCACAUCACAUUAUUUAUCUUCUCAGCUGCUUCAUCUACUCAUCCAUAUUUGUUCUGCUCCUCCAGCUCAAGCCCUGUUUAUUGAAGAAAUUAUUAAAAUAUGAUGAGUUAUUCAGCUGGAAUCGGACAAAUAUGAAACAUAAACAUCGAUACCGGCUAAAUAAUCCUCAGAUCAGUGAAUCUGUUUUUUAUCAAUGUGGAGGUGAAGUGGCCGGAGCUUCAUGCAGCUGGAUUUACUUUGAAAAGGCUUCGGCAUGGAUCCAGAGUUCUGGUCUCUGGGCUUUGAAGAGGGAAGUUCCACGAGGCUGUGAUGGUGUCUGAGCUCAGGAGGGAGGAGCUCCACAUAUCUCCAUCAGCUGAUCCAAGUUUCCAAACCUCGUCUGAACGAAUCACAGCUCAGCGCUGCUGCUAUGGUUUCUCCUGGUGGCGACUUGUGUUAACUGGUCUCGUGUCAGUUUGAAAACUCUGUGGUUGAGUCUGGUCAGAAACUGGGACUUUAGUAAACGAUGACUCAGACGUUCUCUUCCUGAUUGGUUCUCAUCAGUCACAUGACUCGACUGCCAGCGGUGAACAAUAUGAACCAAUCACUGCUCCUCCUUCAGAGGAGUUUCUGUUACUAAGCAACCAGCUGCAGGGGAGACGAUCUACUUCCUGUUUACAUCACAUGACCAGUGUAGGUGAACGGUCAUGUGAUUUUAGGUGUGCUCUGGUGGGCGGGGCCUUGGUACCAGGGGACUUAUUACUGACCAAUGUAAAAUAUGAUUCAUUGUUUUUUAAACUUGUUUCUGAACAUUUUAUUUUGUAAAGAUGAAGUGAACGAUCCUUAUUUGAUUAUUUUGUUCUGUUCUAUUUAUUUGUCGUGGCCUUCAGUGAUGUAAUGAGGGACAAAGUGAAGACCUCAGUUCAGAGACUCAUUCUAAUAAUGUUCUGUCUCUGCAGCUGUAUCGUGUCUUUCUCCUAAUAAACUGUCUUCUAACGUC
Molecule: messenger RNA, 3214 nt
Organism: Pleuronectes platessa (European plaice)
Lineage: Eukaryota; Metazoa; Chordata; Actinopteri; Pleuronectiformes; Pleuronectidae
Product: protein Atg16l2
Exons: 18
Coding region: 146-2083 (645 amino acids)
Biological process (GO): autophagosome assembly; negative stranded viral RNA replication
Cellular component (GO): autophagosome membrane
Molecular function (GO): protein binding
Source: RefSeq, a predicted model, not a curated record